Molecule: messenger RNA, 291 nt
Organism: Caenorhabditis remanei
Lineage: Eukaryota; Metazoa; Nematoda; Chromadorea; Rhabditida; Rhabditidae
Exons: 2
Coding region: 1-291 (96 amino acids)
Source: RefSeq, a predicted model, not a curated record
AUGGCCGAUGAAGAGGAGAAGCAGCAAGUAGACAAGCACAACUGGGGAAGCGAGGAGUUGUCGAAAGUUUCCGACACAAAAGAGGACGGCGACGACCUGAAAUUGAACACCGACGCGCUGGGAAAUCUGUUCAACGCGUCCGCACCGGCUCGUCCGAAAAUCAAUAUCAAAAAGGAGGAUUUACAGUUGAUAAUGAACGAAUUGGAGCUUCCGGAGGCCACUGUACGCGCAAAACUCAUCGACACCAACGGAGAUGUCGGAGAGGCGUUGAGAUCUCUUUGUGGACUUUAA